GAAGAGCAGCGAGGUUGGGGAGGCCUGGGCCAGCAGCAGCAGUCAUAUAUUGCAGUGCACAAUACACCACGGCAAAAUGUACCGACUCACCGAUUGCUGUCUAGUCUACGUGAAGCGGUACUUCUCCUCACUGCCAAUCGUCUCACUAGUCCGUGACGGACACUGGCGAUGGCUGUGACUGCUUCUGAUGAGCUCGGUUCCGAGGCGUGUGCUCCGAUGGGGAAGUUGCAAGCGAGAUCUCGAGAUUGGCAGAGAUGACAGCAGCAAAAGAAGCUUAUGUACACAAGAUGUACAGCUACUUAUCUACUCAACUGCCUCAGUCAUCAUGGACACUCGGGACACGCAUGCAUUCAGUGCAGACCACAGCUCAGGUGGACUUGCUAGACUGCUCGGCCAACAGCCAUCUUCCGCCGCAGACCAGGAUGCCAGCACAGUGCCAGGCCUUGCUGCAUCAGAGUCACGCGAACAGCACCUGGACGCGUCUUCAUCUGCAGACUUCAACCAGGAGGCAUUUUCAGACGUAGAGAUGACUUCAGAUAAUCUCACUGCCCCUGAACAGUCGCACAAAGGGACCGCACCAGAGCGCCCACCGACACGCAGCCGCACCAAUACCUUGACGCGCGUCACGCUCGAUACUGACAGCUCUGUCCAACAAGCAAGGUCUGCCGCGCCCUCUCCGCCUCCGCAGCGAUCGCAUCAAACAGACGGCAAGGGCAGGCCUAAACGGCCCGCCGCUCUAGAUCUCACAAGCGCAGCAAUCUCUCCUCCAGGCGCACCAAAGUUGAAUGAUGUUUCGACGCCGCUUCCAUGGGGCGAGGCGCUGCCUACGCCGCGUAUCGUUGAACACAGUCAGGCUUCGUUCAAUCGGUCAAUUCCGGGAUCGCGUAUCCCGUCUGGCAUGGCCAGAACACCUGUGGGCUCGCCCCUCUCUGUCGGGCUCGUUCAAGCAUACGACGAUCAAGAUCCUCGUUUCGCUCGUCGAUCAUGAACAGACGGCUCUUUGCGACGGCAGCGAUGCUUCGGAUGUCUCAGGAUAGGCACAUCUUCCGACGCAACAUCACUGCCUACGACCAGCUCAUUUCGGCUAGCUGGACCCCCGCAGCUAACAGGGAGAAUAUGUUCGUCCAGUUCUGUUUGCCUGCAUACAAACAUUUGGCUUUUGCAGUCUCCUGGCACACUUCUACAGCCUUCU
Protomyces lactucae-debilis is the source of this 1192-nucleotide messenger RNA. RefSeq lists its product as uncharacterized. Bases 188 to 988 code for a protein of 266 amino acids. The record is from RefSeq and is a predicted model, not a curated record. The transcript has a single exon. Lineage: Eukaryota; Fungi; Ascomycota; Taphrinomycetes; Taphrinales; Protomycetaceae.